Ostrea edulis (European flat oyster) is the source of this 11080-nucleotide messenger RNA. RefSeq lists its product as uncharacterized. The coding region runs from base 16 to 9471 and encodes 3151 amino acids. The record is from RefSeq and is a predicted model, not a curated record. Lineage: Eukaryota; Metazoa; Mollusca; Bivalvia; Ostreida; Ostreidae. The transcript is spliced from 61 exons.
GUGACAAUUUUUAAAAUGGAUAUAUCUAAUGUUUUAGGUCAUCAUCGAAUGAAAAUAGAGAGUUUGCAUUCUUUAGAGAUGGGCGUUGUGUGGCGUUUGGUGAUAGCAUUUGCUGUACUAAUCACGGAAAGUGAAGGUCAAACUGACCCCUGUUCUGCUACCGUAUACAGCGAUAUCUCGGAUUUGGCAAAACGAGAUCCGUCGUAUGCAGUGGAUUCUGUUCCUCUGUGUGACCGUUACAUAUCUCCUGGCUGGUACAGAGGAGGGUUCCAUAAAAUGGCCACUUCAGCGCCUAGCCUGGCCUUCUGUGGGACUGUGUAUCCGUUCUGGCUAAAUGGUGCACAUCCACCAGUGAAUACAAUCAGUAGUGUUGAAGUUUGCAAAGUUGGGUUUUCGGACACAUGUUCACAGAAAUUUAACAUCAAUGUAAAAAACUGCAGUACAUACAUUGUCUAUGAACUCCAACCGCUAGAUUCAUGUAAUUCGGCUUACUGUUUCGAGCCCGGUACAGACUGUGUAUCUGGGGUCCCAACGAACCUCGUUGUUUCCUAUCACAGUGUAUCAUGGAAAAUAGAUGUUCAGGGGGUCAUAACACGUCAUGACCCCAGUGUAAAUCUAAAGUGUAGCUUUACACCCCUCACUGACAAUUCCCUGUUUUACGAUAUCUCCUGGUAUGUGGACGAUGUUGAAGUUGUGAGUGGUCAAACAGUCGACUCUGCUUCAUUGGACAAUGCACUAUUGUCAGCCAGAGAUAUGAUCAAGAAAAACAAAAAGGCUGGAUCUAUGAUCCAUUGUGUCGUCGGAGCGAAAAACACAGCAGACGGCAUUGUUUGUGACAAGACACCCAGUCAGUUAUUUUUUGCCGGCAUAAAGGUUUUGACACCACAACUUACCAUAGAUAGGGGUGGUUCGGGAAAUGUUCAGUUGCAAUUCACCAUACCCUACACGACCGAGGAUCUACUUAUUCCCAACUUUGAUACAACUGUGUCUGAUCUGAACGUGAAUCUCGCAGUGCUCAACGAUAGUUCUGUUUCUUGCAAAGAUGGAAAUAGCAAGUUAUGCGGCAUAAAGGUGAAAGGGUACUCCUAUAACGAUCGCAGCAAAUAUUCCACUGACGAUUGGAAACAGAUCCAUACUAUCAAAAUAUUUAACCGCGACAACGGGGAUUACACAGACUUUGACAGGCACAUUACAUUGCGACUGGAAACUGGAGGAACCAACGGAGAAGGAAGUCAAAUAUUCAGCAACAUUUUACUACCAGAUAUUCAGGUGUACAUAAAUGAACCUACAUCUGUGUGGAAGGGCAGCUCCUGUGGAUCUAAAACUGAUCCACACAUGUAUUCAUUUGAUGGAUAUGCAUACGAGUGUCAACUAGAUGGAAAUUUUAUUUUGUACAGAAAUACACCGUUUAAUCAAGAGGUACAAGUGAAACACCACCUGUGUCACCCAUCACACACAUAUCCCAGAUGUACAUGCGCCGUAGCAGUAAGGUCUGGGCGUGAUAUAUUUACAGUGGACAUUUGUAGUGGUAACAAACUUAUCAACUUUCCUUUGUGUGAAGACAAAGUUUUGAAAGUAAUAAGGAAAAAUGACAAACGUUAUCAGGUGUUAUUGCCAACGGGAACAAUGGUUGAUAUUUCACUUGUAACCUGGCCGACAAGCACUACUUGGCAGAUAGAUAUCUCAAUUUACCCUUCACCUUCAGAUGUUGGAAAUACUACUGGUUUAUGUGGUGUACUGGGUGACGGUAUAAACAAUGAUUUAACCAGGAGAGACAACUCGAUUGACGACCCACACAACUUUAAUUAUUGGACGCCUCCAAAUGAUUUCUCAAACUCGUGGCAGACACCUGACAAUGAGGACUUGUUCAAGGAUAGCCAGACGGUGUACGCCACUCUAAAGUCAAUAUCUACUACGUUAGCUCGGGUUUGUACCUGUAAGGAAACAAGUGACAGGACAGGAGAAAUUGAAUGUAAUUACGGUACUUUUAAAGACUGUAAAUUUAAGGUUGGAAAACAGUUUCACUGCAUUAUAAACCCUUCUGGAUCAAGAAGAAGAAAGAGGGAUUUGACGCAUUUCAAAUAUAUAACUGACUAUGUCUCAGAGGUGGAACCCAAGAAAGAACUCCAUUUGGCGAGGUACAAAAGACAAGCCAUCGAUGUGACAACACGUGAGGUAGCUCACAAUGUGUGUAUGCAGGCGUUUGAACAAUCUGAAGCCUUUACCACAUGUCAACAAUAUGUUAGCGACCUAUCUAACACAACUAUAGAAAACUGUAUUUUGGACGUUAUGAUGACCGGGGACAAUAACAUAACUAAGGUCCACAUUGAAGCUGCUUUAGAGCAAUGUUCAACACUUGUUCUGUUUAAUACGAGCUUUCAGACUGAACAACCAGAAAUUGCCUACCAAGUAGAGUCCCUUUGUCCCAACAACUGUAGUGAAAACGGUAUCUGUAGCCAAGGAAAUUGUACCUGCAACCCUAACUUUGCCGGAAGUGAUUGCUCAUUUGAUCUGCUCGGUCCUCCUACGAUCAGCCAUAUUUCUGACUUUGGGCUCUGUGAUAAAUCGAGUGAGGACUGUGAUGAAAUAACACUGUAUGGAGAACUGUUUUUAGAUAACAUGAACACGGAGUGUUACUUUAUGAGGCGAACGCUUCAAGAAGAUGGGACACUAGUCUCCCAAGCUUACCUUCAAAAAAGUCUGCAGCCGAGAACGCUAUUUGAAGGAUAUUGCUCGUUGUCGUACACCGCCGAACCUUCAUGGGUGACAGAAUUUACAUUUAAUGUGACGAAUGAUGGAUCCAGAUUCACAGAUUCCUAUAACGUGUAUACUUACCAGUCCCUUUGUCAGGAAUAUCAAAAUACCAGCGGAAACGUCAGCUUUGCUAUGAAGGAUGGCUACUGUUUCAUUGAUGGAAAAUGUUAUGCCAGCGGAAACACAAAUCCCGGAAAUCUCUGUGAUCUAUGCAAUGCAACUUAUGACAAGUAUAACUGGACAUUUAAUGCAGGACACUGUUUCAUAAACAACACAUGUUAUGUUAGUGGAGCUAUAAACGGAACCAAUACCUGCAGUGCUUGUAUUCCGUCCGUUGAUGCUACGGAUUGGUCAGAUAACCCGGGGUACUGUUACAUAGAUAAUGUUUGUUACUUCAAUGGUCAAACCAAAGCCAAUAACGACUGUUUUGUUUGUAAGGAAACACAGGACAGAAAUGGGUGGACGUUCAAUGACGGUCACUGUUUGAUUGAUGGUGAAUGUUUUAAAGAGGGAGAAAACAAAACAUCGGAGAGCUGUAAAAUCUGUAAUCCACUACAAGACAAAAAUAACUGGACUCUCUCAUCCGGUUAUUGCUCCAUCAGUAAUUCUUGUAUCACUGACGGAGAGUCAGACAUCUCUAAUCCGUGUCUGAUGUGUAACGCUUCAAGAAGCCAGUACUCGCUGUUUCCACAUUCCGGCUACUGCAACAUUGGCGACCUCUGUAUUGCGGAUGGCCAGUCUAAUGGUUCCAAACCCUGUUUAUAUUGCAACGCAUCAGUCACGAGGGACAGCUGGUCCUUCAAUCGAGGGUACUGCUACAUCGACGGAAUUUGUGUUGAGCACGGAAAGAAUGAUACAACUAAAGAAUGUAAAAUUUGCAAUACAACUGUCAACAGCAGCAGCUGGCAAAUAAAAGAAGGAUACUGCUAUGUUCAGGACAACUGCUACAGGGAUUCUGAUAUGAAUUCGACAUACCCCUGUCAGAUUUGCAAUUCAUCGAAGUCUGUCUUUGGCUGGUCAUCAAAUUCAGGCUACUGCAACAUUGUCGACCUCUGUAUUACGGAUGGCCAGUCUAAUGGUUCCAAACCCUGUUUAUAUUGCAACGCAUCAGUCACGAGGGACAGCUGGUCCUUCAAUCGAGGGUACUGCUACAUCGACGGAAUUUGUGUUGAGCACGGAAAGAAUGAUACAACUAAAGAAUGUAAAGUUUGCGAUACAGCUGUCAACAGUAGCAGCUGGCAAAUAAAAGAAGGAUAUUGUUAUGUUCAGGACAACUGCUACAAGGAUUCGGAUAUGAAUUCGUCAUACCCCUGUCAGAUUUGCAACUCAUCAAAGUCUGUUUUUGGCUGGUCGUCUAAUUCAGAAUACUGCAACAUUAAUGGGCUUUGUGUACCUGAUGGUCAGAGGAAUGGUACAUGUUUCCAUUGUAACACCUCACUAAAUGCGAUGGUGUGGUCAUUGAUUCCAGGUUAUUGUCUUAUCGAUGGAUUUUGUGUGGAGCACGGCAGCAAUGAAACAAACAAGGAUUGCCAAAUUUGCGAUGCUUACACGAACACCAGCAGCUGGCAACUGAAAAAUGGUUACUGCUUAAUAGAAGAUCAAUGUUUUAAAGACAAUGAACUGAACGCAACGUUUCCCUGUCUGGUGUGCAAUGCCACGGACACGCAGAAGGCGUGGUCUGACAAUCUAGAAUAUUGCAACAUAGGUGGACUUUGUGUUUCGGAUGGUCAAGAGAAUGGCACCAGCGUCUGUCAUUAUUGUAAUACGUCAAUCAGCAAAGAGUCGUGGUCGUUCAACCCAGGGUACUGUUUAAUCGACGGUGUUUGUGUGGGGCACGGAGAAAAUAAAACAAAUAUGGAGUGUCAUAUUUGCGAUGUCCAUUUCAAUACCAGCAGCUGGAAAUUGAAAGAAGAAUAUUGCAACAUUGAUGGGCUCUGUGUUUCUAAUGGCCAGACAAACGGAACACAUCCCUGUUUCCACUGUAAUACGGCAGUCAGUAAAGAGUCGUGGUCUUUCAAUGCAGAUUAUUGCCUGAUCGAAGGAGUUUGUGUGGAGCACGGAGAAAAUAAAACAAAUAUGGAGUGUCAUAUUUGUGAUGUUCACUUCAGCACCAGCAGCUGGAAAUUGAAAGAAGAAUAUUGCAACAUUGAUGGACUCUGUGUUUCUAAUGGCCAGACAAACGGAACUCAUCCCUGUUUCCACUGUAAUACUUCAGUCAGUAAAGAGGCGUGGUCGUUCAGCCCAGGGUACUGUCUAAUCGACGGCGUGUGUGUGGGGCACGGAGAAAAUAAAACAAAUAUGGAGUGUCAUAUUUGCGAUGUCCAUUUCAACAACAGCAGCUGGAAAUUGAAAGAUGAAUAUUGCAACAUUGAUGGACUCUGUGUUUCUAAUGACCAGACAAAUGGAACACAUCCCUGUUUCCACUGUAAUACGUCAGUCAGUAAAGAGGCGUGGUCUUUCCAUCCAGAUUAUUGCCUGAUCGAAGGAGUUUGUGUGGAGCACGGAGAAAAUAAAACAAAUAUGGAGUGUCAUAUUUGUGAUGUUCACUUCAGCACCAGCAGCUGGAAAUUGAAAGAAGAAUAUUGCAACAUUGAUGGACUCUGUGUUUCUAAUGGCCAGACAAACGGAACUCAUCCCUGUUUCCACUGUAAUACUUCAGUCAGUAAAGAGGCGUGGUCGUUCAGCCCAGGGUACUGUCUAAUCGACGGCGUGUGUGUGGGGCACGGAGAAAAUAAAACAAAUAUGGAGUGUCAUAUUUGCGAUGUCCAUUUCAACAACAGCAGCUGGAAAUUGAAAGAUGAAUAUUGCAACAUUGAUGGACUCUGUGUUUCUAAUGACCAGACAAAUGGAACACAUCCCUGUUUCCACUGUAAUACGUCAGUCAGUAAAGAGGCGUGGUCUUUCCAUCCAGAUUAUUGCCUGAUCGAAGGAGUUUGUGUGGAGCACGGAGAAAAUAAAACAAAUAUGGAGUGUCAUAUUUGUGAUGUUCACUUCAGCACCAGCAGCUGGAAAUUGAAAGAAGAAUAUUGCAACAUUGAUGGACUCUGUGUUUCGAAUGGGCAGACAAAUGGAACACAUCCCUGUUUCCACUGUAAUACGUCAGUUAGUAAAGAGGCGUGGUCUUUCAAAGCAGGACAUUGCCUGAUACAGGACCAGUGUUUCAAAGAUACUGAGAAAAAUGUGACAAAUCCGUGUGAGAUUUGUAAUGCAACGAACCGAAAAUACGACUGGACUUCAAAUAUAGAUUGCCUUGACAGUACUACAGAGCCAAGCACUACUAAUAAAAUGGAACCAAGCACAAGUACAAAGACAUCCACAACAACCACUGAAAUCGAUACAAGCACCACAUCCACCACAAUGGAGCCAAGCACCACAUCCACCACAAUGGAGGCAAGCACCACAUCCACCACAAUGGAGCCAAGCACCACAUCCACCACAAUGGAGGCAAGCACCACAUCCACCACAAUGGAGCCAAGCACAACAUCCUUUAUAACGGAACCAAGCACAAUAUAUCCUAAAUUGGAGGACAGCACCACAUCCACCACAUGGGCACCAAGCACCACAUCCACUACAAUGGAGGCAAGUACAACAUCCACCACAAUGGAGCCAAGCACCACAUCCGCUACAAUGGAGCCAAGCACCACAUCCACCACAAUGGAGGCAAGUACAACAUCCACCACAAUGGAGCCAAGCACCACACCCACUACAAUGGAGCCAAUCACAACAUCCACCACAAUGGAGCCAAGCACCACAUCCACCACAAUGGAACAAAGCACCACAUCCACCACAAUGGAGCCAAGCACAACAUCCACCACAAUGGAGCCAAGCACAAGUUCAAAGGAACCAAGCAGCACAACCACAAUGGGUACUUCUACCACCAGUACUACACCAGAACCAAGCACCACCACAACAGACACCACUACAACAAGUAUAACAGAUUCCACCACUACCCCAACGGAAACAACUACCCUAUCAACAUGUAUUGGAAGUGUUAACAUCACCAAUGUUUCUGUAUCGUAUCACAACAUAACAUGGGCAACUAGCACGCGUAUUGAUGGGGUGGUAAAUAGCACAACGCACGAACCAUUUAUCAAUAUGAAAUGUAGUUUUGCCUCAAUGUCUGAAGCUGGGCUUAACUAUCAAAUUAUGUGGUACAUUUACGCUGACAACAGAACACACGUAUAUAACGAAACAGUGAUGAGUUCAUCCGGUGAUUCCUCGGUUGUUUCCCUUAUGUCCGUCAACAGGACACUUGGAUUUGAGAUGCAAUGCACCGUCGGUUUGACUCGAAACCCAGUUGACGAGCCUUGUUCCAUAGUUGAAAGCGAAAGAUUUUUUGUCGGUUUAAAGGUACUGGAUAACCACCUACCGCUCUCAAGAAAAGGAAAGACAACUGUGCGAUUUCAUUUAACUGUUCCCUACGUCACGCCAACGGAGAUAGUAAAUGGAAGGGAACAGCCUUUGUCCUCCUUAAAAGUUCAUGCAACCGCUUUAUCGCCAUCCAUGGACAGUUGUGCCGGACAAAUAGAAGUUAAAGAAUGUUCCGUGAAUAUCAAUGCCCACUCCUACGAAAACCGAAGCAAGUAUGCCAAUGAGAACUGGGGCGAGGUCUAUAACGUUACACUCUCUCAUAUCGACACGGAUGAGUAUGCCGUAGAAACAUCGUCAUUGAUCAGUUUAACAACCAUGGAAAACCGGAAUGGAAUUUUCAACGCACUCUCGGAAAAUAUUACAGUACUUAUUGAAGACAGGCAAGAUACUUGGAAGGGAAAAUCGUGCGGAUCCAAGACGGACCCUCACUUAUAUACAUUCGAUGGAAGAUCGUACGAAAAUCAUAUCAUUGGGACAUUUGUGUUGUACCAAAAUACCUUAUAUAAUCAAGAGAUUCAAACAAAACAUCACCAAUGCCACCCUGACUACAAUUUUCCUAAGUGUAUCUGCGCGGUGAGCGUACAGUCUGGUAUGGACGUAUUUGUAAUUGAUAUCUGUGAUAAUAACCAACUUAUCGACUUCGUGGCGUGUGCUGAUGGAACCCUGUCCUUUUAUAGAGAAUCUGACAAAGUGUACAAGAUCGUUUUUCCAACUGGUACUUUCGCAAUUAUUUCACUGGUGGAGUGGCCUAUGGGAAGGAAUUCCUGGCAGAUUGAUGUCGACGUGUAUCCCUCUCUCCUUGACGUUAAUAACACUGCGGGACUGUGUGGGACGCUGGAUGGUAACCAAGACAACGAUUUCACACACCGCAACGGAUCACUAGAAAAUUAUACGGAAUAUCCCGACACUUUUUCAACAUCUUGGAUUGUUCCCGAUGACGAAAAUCUUCUGAACACAGCGGCUCGUCAGUCUUUGACAUCUAUAUCCGGCGUCCUGGACCAGAUUUGUACCUGUAGUAAUGGUGAAUCCUUCUGUGUUUACGACACAUACAGACAGUGUACACAGACAAAACGAAGACGGUGCACAGAAACAGCAAAUGCGUUGUCACGCAAAAAACGCAGCUCAGAUAGAAACAAAUAUGUUUUUACCUCAAAUAAACGAGUUAAAAGACAAGCUCCCACCGAAGUAAAAACGGCCUCAGAAGCAGAAGAGAUUUGUACAGCUCAGUUUGAACAAUCCGAGCCCUACAAGACUUGCAGACAACACGUUGGCGAUUUAAGCAAUUCCUCCCUCAACAAUUGUAUCAAAGACAUUGUUAUGACAGGGGACGAUAAUAUAACAUCCAUCCACGUGGAAGCAGCGCUUCAGCAGUGUGUCAAGUUUGUCCAAUUUAACACUACUCUUCAAAACGCAGAGCCAAGCGUGACAUAUGAGCUGACGACUCUUUGUCCAAACAACUGUAGCAACAAGGGGAUAUGCGAUAAAGGAAACUGUACGUGUUUGAAUGGCUAUGGUGGCAGUGAUUGCUCGUUUGAUAUUCUCAAACCACCAACAAUAACGAGGCUAUCAGUGAACGAAACCUGCGAUAAAACUACACAGAACUGUUCCCAAGUAAUAAUUGAUGGCACGUACUUUCUGGAGAAUGUGAACAACAUUUGCUUCUACACAAGACAAUCGAUUCUUCACGAUAGAACAGAAGGUGCUUCGUACACAUCCGAAUAUCCCCUGGAGGCGUACUCGCUGUUUCAAGGGGCGUGUCCUUUGGUAUAUGACGUGGAAGAAACAUGGGUGACAAAGUUUUCAAUGAAUAUUUCCAAUGACAGGACUCGUUUUACUGAGAGUUUUUACAUUUAUGCCUACCAAUCCACUUGUCAGCAAAUCAAUCAAGGACCUAACGAUGUAUAUUUCACUCUUAAGGACAAUUUCUGCUUUAUGAAUAUGACCUGCGUACCCCAACAUACCAGGGAUUCCUACAACAAUUGCGCAAUCUGUGAUCCACAACGAGCUAAAUAUAACUGGUCAUUGCAUGAAGACUGUGUUUCUGCUACAACCCCGGUAACCAUAACUACAACGGAAUCGUUUACGUCACAUCCGAUUUUCUUGGCCACCAUUUCCAUAGCUGCUGCAGUAUGUUUCCUCACUGUCAUCAUCGUUGGAAUUUGUUGCUAUAGAAUGAAGUCGGGAAACGACGACGAGUCUGAUUCCGGGUCAUCGUAUUCAUUUAACGGUGGUUAUAAAUCCUCGUGGAUGGAUAACUACGGAAAACCCAUCCCUAAAGUGUAUAUACCCAGGGCGCGUUUUUUCCCCAGUAGUAGCAGAUCAGCGUACUCUUCUAACUGGAAAUAAACUUACGUAGAUCCCUGUGAAAUCAUAUCACUUGAUGGAGUGAAAUUCUCACUGACGAUCAAGGUUUCUGUGUCGUUGAGAUGUACGUAAUUUCGUGAAUAUUAUUUUCGUAUAUUGAAACACCAUAUAAAAUGUGUAUUUCGUUGUGGUUUGAAAUUCGGGGAAUACGGGAACUUCCAAUAUCCACGAAAAUUGAACUCCGCGAAAUCUAAUGAUUCCACAGUAACUCUAGAUAUCAUUUGAAUGUUACAUAUUUCACAAUUAUGGUCACAUAGAUAUUCUAUACAAUAUCAGUUGCAUAUAUGUAUACAUUUAUACACUGUAUAUACUAAAAUGUUUGUAAAGCAUUUCACGCUGUGUGUAUAUCGCUCUUACAUAACGUGUAAUAUUUCACCAAAAUAGUAUUGACAUUAUAAAAACAUAUUGUUUGAGAUUGUGAAUAUAUAUAUCUUAUACAACGUAUGGCAAAACUGAGGAAGAUAUUCUGUUGAAUUGUAUUACAAUCUACAAAAGAAAGUUUAACUAUAGGAAAAAGAAAAACGCCAGUUGGCGGCUUGAUUUCGUUGUUUGAUUACUGAUCGACUGUAAUUCAUAUUAUUUUCGCUCGUUCAGCAUUUAUAUUCGUGUGUAUUUCUAUCUGAUGAAAAUAACAAAAAUCAUUGUAGAACGAAACUGAUGCCUUCACAGUAGUUAGAAAUACGACGCGUUAUUGAGAAGAGUUGAGUGAUAACAUUAAUCAAUGUCUGAAAACAGGAUUUGACUUGUCCCUGAUACGUCCGAUCUGAUAUGUGAUGAUACACGUAUCAUUGGUUAUUAGUCAGAAAGGAUGAUGUGUAUUGCAUUUAUAUUUUCUGUCUUAAGUUGAUUUAUAUUUAUUUUAGUUCUGGCAUAAUUCUAGAUAUUUUGAAUUCAGGGAACUAAUUCUUCAGAUCUUAUUUGCCUGUGAUAUUAGUUUUUUUAACCUGGAUUAGGUGCUCAUAAUUGCGAACUGUUAGUAUUUCGUCCGGCUUUGUGUUUUUAUUGAGUAUACAUUUAUAUUUCCAAAUGUGUGUCAUCUAGGUAUAUUUACAAAUUGUAACUGGUAGCGAUUUACUCAUGUUUGCAUUGCAGUUGUGAACAUUGCACGGAUAAAUCAUGAAAUAGUAUAGUAAAUAUAAAAUAUCAGAUGACCUCACACCGGUAUACAUUUCACGAAUCGCACUUCAUGAAGUAUGGUGAUGUGAAGCGUAGCAGUUCAGACCCUCAUGUAAUUUAAAAAAUGAAAUUUAUUUGUUAAAAGAGAAAAAAAAACCACAAAUUUUAUUUCUUUCCUUAAAAUGACGGAAAACUGUAAAAUAGAAAGAUAUUCAGUAUCGGACUAAACGAUUGUCACAUGACACAGAGGCUGGGGCUGAUUGGAAAUUAAAGAUGUACAUGUAGACUGUAUAAAACAUAUCAUCUACAAAUAAUGUAUUUUGUUUAUUAUUUAUAAUAUAUUUUGUAUGUAUUGCAUUAUAUCUAUGUGCUCAAAUUUAUCUAUCAUCAAAUCAUAUACCACUUUCAUAUCCGAAUUUUAUAUGUAACGUGAUUUUUGUCAAACAUAUCUAAUAAAGUAUGUAUCUAAAAUGAU